Loxodonta africana (African savanna elephant) is the source of this 2138-nucleotide messenger RNA. Its product is annotated as glycine N-acyltransferase-like. Gene Ontology annotation, biological process: glycine metabolic process. NCBI's taxonomy places the organism in Eukaryota, Metazoa, Chordata, Mammalia, Proboscidea, Elephantidae. Gene Ontology annotation, molecular function: glycine N-benzoyltransferase activity; glycine N-acyltransferase activity. The transcript has 4 exons. The record is from RefSeq and is a predicted model, not a curated record. The coding region runs from base 1097 to 1585 and encodes 162 amino acids. Gene Ontology annotation, cellular component: mitochondrion.
GAGCACCUGGUGGGUUCACACCUCUGACCUUUCAGUUAGCAGCCAAACAUUUAAACCACUGUGCCACCAUAGAAAAUAAACAAAAUACCCAUUGCUGUCCAAUCGAUUUUGACUCAUAGCAACCCUAUAGAAGUGAGGAAGAAGAAGGUGUGAAUACAGAGGAACAAAGGAAAUUGGAGGAGGAGGAGGCCACACGGAUUCCGGGACCAUCUCAUGGCACAACUCCAGAUGUAAAGAUACAUCCCAGUCCUUCAAUGGAGAAGAAGGGCAAGCCAAUGAACCACUAUGAAUCCCAGUGUGGUUGUCUGCCACUGAAGACAUUAAGAGGAAGAGGAAGUGAAAAAGAAGGAAGAAGAGUGUAGUAGUAAUAAAAUAACUGUUCAGUGCUUACUACAUGGCAGGUAUUCUUCUAAACACUUUGCAUGUAUUCACUCAUUGAAGCCUCACAAAACCUCUGAGUUAGACACUGCUAUUAUCCCACCCACAUGUGAGUUAACUUAGACAAAGAGGCUGAAUAACUUUCCCAAGAUUCCAGCCAACCAAUCAACCAGUUGUCGUCAAGUCGACUCUGACUCAUAUGGCGACCCCAGGCAUGUCACAACAGAACUGUGCUCCGUAGGGUUUUCAGUGGCUCAGUUUUCAGAAGUAGAUCACCAGGCCUUCUGUGAUGCCUCUGGAUAGACUCGAACUUGCAACCUUUGUUUAGCGGUAGAACAAGUUACUUGUUUGCACCACCCAGGGACUCCUUCCCAAGGUUACAUAGCUUGUUCCUGGCAGAAUCGGGAGAAUCACUGAAAAACAACUUCAUUUCAAAAGAUUCUACACAUAUUUUAAAAAUAUGCUUCUUAGUCUGAAAGUGAAACUAAUGGGUGGAAAUAAUUAAAAUGUAAGAAAGGGAAAUUUGGAAAAAGGCCCCUGUGUGCUCUGCCAGUCUUAUCCUUACUUGGAGCUGGUGUGGACUUUAGUGAAGGCAUCAGCAGUGAAGAGACUCUGGCCAUUAGCGUAGAAUUUGCUACUCUUGUUUCUCAGCUUCCUCUGGCUCUUCUCAUUCCUCCUUGUUUCUUGGUCUGCUCUCCAGGCUGAAGUGUCCUCUACCAUGUUUCCAUUGCAAGGAGCCCAGAUGCUGCAAAAGCUGGAGAAUUCCUUGAGGAAGAGCCUUCCUGAAUCUUUAAAGGUUUAUGGGACCGUCUUCCAUAUGAACCAGGGAAACCCAUUCAAGUUAAAGGCCUUAGUGGACAAGUGGCCAGAUUUUAAUACAGUGGUUGUCCGCCCUCAGGAACAGGAGAUGACAGAUGAUCUUGAUCACUACACCAAUACUUACCAAAUCUACUCCAAGGAUCCCAAGAACUGCCUGAAAUUCCUCGACCCACCAGAAGUCAUCAACUGGAAACAACAUUUGCAGAUCCAGAGUUCACAGUCCAGCCUGAAUGAGGUGAUACAAAGUCUUGCAGCUACUAAACGGUUCGAGGUCAAGCACACACAACGCAUCCUCUAUAUGGCGCCUGAGACACUGAGGAAACUGGUUCCUUCUUUGCUGGAUGCAAAGAACUUAUCACCCGUGAGUGGCAGAACCAAGGCCAUGUGAGUGUGAUAAAAGUUACUCUGCAUUACAUGUACCUCUGACUACUAAAGGAGCCCCCUAACUUCUUUCCCUGCUUUCUGCUUCAAGGCUAUCAAAUCAGGCCUCUGUCUACUUCUUCAACCUGUCUUGUCCUUUCUGCUCAUUCCCUCCAACAACACUGGCCUUCUUUCUGUUUUUCUGUUACCACACGCUCAUCCAUACUCCAGGACUUUGCACUUGCUAUUUCCUCUGCCUGCUCUGUCUCUCAAGACAAUAGCGGUAAGAGCAAUUGUAAAACUUCAUAAAACCUGUUGCCGUCAAGUGGAUUCCAACUCAUGGUGACCCCAUGUGUUACAGAGUAGAACUGUACUCCAUCUGAUCACCAAGUCUUUUUCCUGAAUCGCUGUUGAGUGAAUUCGAGCCACCAAUCUUUUGGUUAGCAGCUGAGUGCACUACCAGGGCUCCUUACAAAAUUCAUACUCAUGAGCUUUCCUUUUCUCUUGGCCUCUCCACAGCAACCAAGAGCUGUUUAAGCCCUCAUCGUUGGAUGUCACCCACGCUGCCUUAGUGAAUAAAG